AUGCCGCCCCUUAAUACUAGCACCAUGCGCGUGGCAGUUAUUGGUGCCGGCCCUUCGGGUCUGGUAACGCUCAAAUAUCUCAAGACGGCUCACCACUUCUUCCCUGGCAAGCCCGUCGAGGCUGUGCUGUUUGAAUCCGAGUCUGUAGUUGGCGGGACCUUCGCGCAGCGUGCAUACGAGGACGCCGAGCUGGUCUCAUCUAAAUUUCUCACAUCGUUCUCCGACUUCAGGGUUCACGAGAAUGACCCCGAUUUCCUCUCCGCCGAGAAGUUCGUACAAUAUCUUAACGACUACUGUGACAACUUCAAUCUCUGGCCCGAUAUUAAUCUUUCAACUAAGGUGGUGGCUAUCAAGAGGCGCCUCGGAGGUGGCCACAUCGUUUACUACCGGAAGGCAAAUGAUGUUGAUGCAGAAGUUUUGACGUACGAAUGCGAUGCCAUUGCUGUCUGUACCGGCCUGCAUGUGGUUCCUAAUAUCCCAAACCUUCCCGGUAUCGAGAAUAUCCCGGUUGUCAAGCACUCGUCCGAGUUUAAGAAGCGUGAAGAGUUUGGUCGCGAUAAGACUGUCGUCAUCCUUGGUUCCGGUGAGACUGGCAUUGAUAUUGCCCACCUUGCCGUGACCUCACCGACGAAGCGCGUGGUCCUCACUCACAGAGACGGUUUCCUCGGAGCACCCAAGGUUAUUCCUAACCCUGUGUGGUUCCCUAUUCUUGGGCGUAAGGCCGAUCCUAACCGUAGAGAGCUUCCUGUCGACGUCAGCUGGCAGGCACCUCUCUUCGACUCGAUGUACUUACACCCCCUGAUUCGAGAUACCCUCUUCACGUGGAAUGUUUACGAUUGGGGUGUCAAGGCAACUAACUGGCUUGUAUCUGGCACGAUAGCCGGUAUUGACCAAUGGGUCGGAGGCAUCUCUAAGGAGCGAUACCACGUCUCUAAGCUCUUCUUCAACAAGGGUGCGCCUAAGGCACUGCCGUAUAUUAGCGCUCCUUAUCGCCCGACUAACCCAGGUAUUAUCGAGCGGAUCCGCCGUUCUAUUCUCCAGGCGCCCGUUGACAAGGUCGAAGGAGACCGCACAAUCGAGCUAGCACCGUGGCCGACGCAUGUUGAUGCCUCUGGAACGAUCUACUUUAAGAAUAACAGACGCCCCGAGUACUCCAGGAUGCAAGAUAUCGGACCUACCAAACCUGAUGUCUUAGUUUUCGCUACCGGCUACCGUCAAGAGUUUCCAUUUUUCCAAAACCAGGGCCGAGAUAGCUACCCGGUACCUAGCAGCGCGGAUGUCCGAUCGAUCUGGAGCCGCGCGGACCCGAGCGUCGGGUUCAUCGGGUUCGUACGUCCUGGAUAUGGUGCUAUCCCCCCGCUCGCCGAGCUACAGGCUCAACUGUGGCUGCUGAACCUCAUGAUACCUGAGCGCACGGCUAAUCUGCGUGAUGACGAUGAUCAUCACUUCCGCCUUAGAUCCAACCAGAAUUCACGUAUCAACUAUGGUGUCGAUCAUGAAACUUAUGCCUAUCAGCUAGCGCUCGAUAUAGGUUCCGCCCCGGCCUUCUGGGAUGCCGUACGGGCUGGAUGGUCUGCAUCUAGGUACCAGUCUAAUCUAUGGUAUCGUAUUCCGAUCAUCUGGGCAGCGGGUGCUCAGCUCAACCCCAAGUUUCGCCUCAAGGGCCCGUACUCCUGGGACGGUGCUACUCAAGUCCUUGGUAACGAACUCUGGCAAACAAUCUCUCGCCGCCAUGGAAUGUUUGGAAACUUUUUCCUAGCCGUCGUCCCAAUCACCCUCCUGGGUGUAUUCAGCCUGUUCUUGUACCUCGUUGGGCUUAUUUUGCUGCUGGUGAAGGUGGUAACUUGGCCUAUUACUGCACCCUUCCGUCACGGCAGACGUGGUGUUAUUAGGCUUGAAGAGGGUCGCAAGUAUACCAAGAUAGAAUCUUGA
Daldinia childiae is the source of this 1932-nucleotide messenger RNA. RefSeq names its product Dimethylaniline monooxygenase [N-oxide-forming] 4. Lineage: Eukaryota; Fungi; Ascomycota; Sordariomycetes; Xylariales; Hypoxylaceae. The coding region runs from base 1 to 1932 and encodes 643 amino acids. Gene Ontology annotation, molecular function: N,N-dimethylaniline monooxygenase activity; NADP binding; flavin adenine dinucleotide binding. The record is from RefSeq and is a predicted model, not a curated record. The transcript is spliced from 2 exons.